Molecule: messenger RNA, 1732 nt
Organism: Diceros bicornis minor
Lineage: Eukaryota; Metazoa; Chordata; Mammalia; Perissodactyla; Rhinocerotidae
Gene: ACD
Product: ACD shelterin complex subunit and telomerase recruitment factor
Exons: 12
Coding region: 359-1732 (457 amino acids)
Biological process (GO): telomere capping; telomere maintenance via telomerase
Cellular component (GO): shelterin complex; chromosome, telomeric region; telomerase holoenzyme complex
Molecular function (GO): telomeric repeat DNA binding
Source: RefSeq, a predicted model, not a curated record
CUCGGACCACCCUUGGCCGCAGCCUCAGGCUCCAGAUCCUCCCCUCUCCAUCCAAGCCAGCUUUUGGCCCCUUCUUGCCGUUGUCGGGAGUCUUGACGUACGGCCCAAACGCCGGGCCUCUGCUCGGAGAGAUGCCCGGGUAAGAGUAAGCAGACCUGCAUCCAGUCUACCCAACAAGAGUCCACAGACAAGUUUCCGAAUUGGACGCGCUCGUGCGCACGCGCGGGCACGUACAUGGGCGGGGCCUCGACCUCAGGUCCCGCCCAGGCGUCCUGAGCUUCCUCUUCCGAAUAGAGGCGUGGCUGCGGCGCCCGCGGGAAACCGGGUGGAUGUUUCGCCGCUGGGUGCAACCGCGGGAAUGGCAAGCUUGGGGACCCUUGUCCUGCGGCCCUGGAUUCGAGAGCUUGUCCUGGGGUCAGAGGCACUCUCAAGUCCGCGGCCAGGGCAGCUACUCAAGGUUCUGCAGGACGCCGAGGGCCCGGGCCCGUCCCGCGCCCCUGACAGGCCUGACGUCGGGGCUGCGCUGCUUGUGUCCGACGGGACCCACAGUGUCCGAUGCCUGAUGACGCGGGAAGCCCUAAACACCUCGGACUGGGAGGAGAAGGAGUUCGGCUUCCGAGGCGCAGAAGGCCGGCUGCUGCUCCUGCAGGACUGCGGGGUCCGAGUCCAAGUCGCCGAAGGGGGCGCGCCUGCGGAGUUCUACCUCCAGGUGGACCGCUUCAGCCUGCUUCCCACGGAGCAGCCCCGGGAAUGGGUGACUGGUUGCAACCAGGACCCGGAUGUGCAGAAAAAGCUCUAUGACUGCCUGGCGGAGCACCUUUCAGAAUCCACCUCCCCCAGUGCAGGUACUUGCCUUUCACUGUCCCAACUUCUGGAUGAGGUGCAGGAGGACCAGGAGCAUCGGGGGGCGCUAGUGCGCCUGGCUGAGAGCUGCCUGAUGCUGGCAGGCCCUUGCACAGCAACCCCCCUCACCCGCUGGGCCACCUCACGUCACAGGGCCACGGGAGAAGCUGUGUACACUGUCCCCAGCCUAUGGCUGCACAUUUCUGAGAAUGACCAGCGAAUCCUGAGCUCUCUGGGCCCAGAUCAGAGGGCACAGGGCCCUGAGCUGCCCCCACCAGACCCAGCUCUGCAGGACCUAUCGCUGACCCUGAUCUCUUCUCCUCCUUCCUCACCCAGUUCCUCAGGAAUCCCUGCCUUACCCAGCCACAUGCCAUCAGAGGAAAGUGGUGCCAGCAUCAGCCUUCUGCCUGCCCUGUCCUUGGCUGCUGUAGACCCAGUACGGCAGGGCAGCUCCCAGCCCCUACCAGCCAUCUGCUCAGUCCCUGGCCCCCUGACCCCCAGUUCCCCACACCCCAGCCAUGUACCCAACUCCCCCCUCAUGAGCUAUACCCCAAGUCUGUCACCCCUUGGCCAUGUCCCCAGUCCACACCAGGCCCAUGUGACCAGGACCCAGAAACCCAGCCUGGAGUUCAAGGAGCUAGGGUUGCCCUCUAAGAACUGGCAGCACUCUCCAAGGACGAGAACCGCCAAGGGAGCCCUGGAGUCCAGCCCUGUCUGGGAUCCCCCAAAGAGGCAUUGUGAUGGUUCUGCCUUCCAAUAUGAGUACGAGCCACCCUGCAGCUCCCUCUGUGCCCAGGUCCAAGCUGCCAGGCUCCCUCCCCAGCUCAUAGCCUGGGCCUUGAACUUUCUGAUGGAGCCACAGCCGGAGUCUGAGCUAACCCAGUUGUGA